UUCUGAAGCUCUACAGUUGGUGGCGACAAUGCUGCAGCCGGCGGCCAAUUCAGCCCGUGAAGAAGAAGCAGAAGAAGAAGCAGAAGAAGAAGAAGAAGCAGACGAAGAAGCAGGUGAAGAAGAUGAAGAAGAUGAACACGAGAAGAAGCAGAAGCAGUUCACCAUAACAAACACUUCUCACGGUCCAAGAUGACGACUUCCUGGAGUGACCGUCUGCAGAAGUAUGCCGACAUACCAGCCAACAUGGACGGCGUGGCCAUGAAGAAGUAUCGACGUCAAGCGCACCACAGAGUGUUUGUCAACCGAAGCUUGGCCAUGGAGAAGAUCAAGUGUUUUGGAUUUGAUAUGGAUUACACCCUGGCAGUGUAUAAGUCUCCUGAGUACGAGUCGAUGGGCUUCGACUUGACGGUGGAGCGGCUGGUGUCCAUCGGUUAUCCACAAGAGCUGCUCAACUUUGUCUACGACCCCUCCUUCCCCACCAGAGGUCUGGUGUUCGACACGAUGUAUGGCAACCUGCUCAAGGUGGAUGGAUACGGGAACAUCCUGGUGUGUGUGCACGGAUUCAACUUUGUGAGGGGACCUGACAUCAGAGAGAUGUACCCCAACAAGUUCAUUCAGCGUGGAGACACGGAGCGCUUCUACAUCCUCAACACACUCUUCAACCUGCCUGAAACCUACCUCUUUGCUUGCCUGGUAGAUUUCUUCAGUAACUGCUCCCGAUACUCGAGCUGUGAGACCGGCUUCAAAGAUGGCGACCUUUUCAUGUCCUAUAAGAGCAUGUUCCAGGAUGUCAGAGACGGCGUGGACUGGAUCCAUUUCAAGGGGUCCUUAAAAGAAAAGACUGUGGAAAACCUGGAGAAGUAUGUGGUAAAGGAUCCAAAGCUUCCUCUUCUCCUCAGCCGCAUGAACGAAGUAGCCAAAGUGUUCCUGGCCACCAACAGUGAUUUCAAAUACACCGAGAAAAUAAUGACCUACCUGUUUGACUUUCCCCACGGCCCGAAGCCAGGUACACCCCACCGGCCGUGGAAGUCCUACUUUGACCUGAUCCUGGUGGACGCUCGCAAGCCUGUGUUCUUUGGAGAGGGAACAGUGCUGCGGCAGGUCGACACUAUCACGGGUCGGCUGAAGAUCGGCACGUACACGGGAUCCCUCCAGCACGGUAUCGUUUACUCCGGAGGUUCCUCAGACAUCGUGUGCGACCUGCUGGGCGCUAAAGGAAAGGACAUCAUCUACAUUGGAGACCACAUUUUCGGUGACAUCCUGAAGUCCAAGAAGCGGCAGGGCUGGAGGACGUUCCUGGUGAUUCCUGAGCUGGCCCAGGAGUUGCAUGUGUGGACUGACAAGAGCUCUAUUUUUGAGGAGCUUCAGUCUCUGGAAUGCUUCCUUGCAGAGCUUUACAAGAAUCUGGACAGCAGCAGCAAUGAGAGGCCCGACAUCAGCUCGCUGCAGAGACGGAUUAAGAAAGUGACACAUGACAUGGACAUGUGCUACGGCAUGAUGGGAAGUCUGUUCCGCAGCGGCUCCCGACAGACGCUGUUCGCCUCCCAGGUGAUGCGCUACGCUGACCUGUACGCCGCCUCCUUCAUCAACCUGCUGUACUACCCCUUCAGCUACCUGUUCAGAGCUGCACACGUGCUGAUGCCCCACGAGUCGACGGUGGAACACGCCCACGUAAGCGUCAUCGACACCGAGUCGCCGCUGGCCACGCGGAACCGCCACGACGUCGACCUCAAGGAGAUGGAGUGCAAGCGGCUCCAGCUGACCCGGUCCGUCAGCGAGAUCCAGCCCCCCCACUUCUUCCCCCAGGCGCCGCAAGAGAUCACGCACUGCCACGACGAGGACGACGACGAGGAGGAAGAACUGGUCGUCACAUCCGCCUGCUGAUUGGUUGAUCUGUUACAUUUAGAAGAAUCUUUUAGCUUCACCUUUUCUUAAAGGGACACGUCGCCCUGAAACUCUGCAUCGCCGUUGAGACCGUCUGCCAUAGAUGUGGCGUCUUUGGGACCAUAUUGUUUGUAUGUCGUGUCAUUCGUUUCUCUAGAAUGAACACUGGGCCAACGUGGAGGCGACAUGUUGGUCCGAGACACGAGAGGACGAGAUCCUGGAUCCUCUGGUCUUCUAACAGCUUUCAUCCUUCUCUGGGGUUAUUUAAUUAUCAUUGUGGUAAAUGUUUGAACUAAAUAACAGCGCGCUUGAGGGAGGCUCUUCACUUCAAGAAACCUUUGACACGGUUCCACUCCUCAGGAGUAUUGUCUGUCAAGCAGAGAGCGUGCAAUGCCUGCUGUGGUGAGGGGACGUCAACAGGAAGUGACUCACCGCUCAACAGGAAGUGACUCACCGCUCAACAGGAAGUGACUCACCGCUCAACAGGACGUGGCUCACAAUACCAGCUGAGAGGAACGCUUACUUCUUAAACCAGUGACUCCGCUCUCUGUGUUGUCAUAUUGGAGAAUGUCCUUACUGUAAUAUCGUCUUGCCUGCAUUACAUGUUUUGAAAAAGUAAUGUUGAUAUGACGCCUUGCCUUAUUAUGACACCGUGAGAGUGCAUGAGAAUUAUUGUAUAAGUAUAUUUUGAACAUGUGUGGUGGAUUGCUUUCAUCUGAGGAAUGACAGGUGAGGUUUGAUAGCAAAACUUCUGGGUUUAAAUGAAAAGACACACACACACACAGAGAGAGGGACCUUGGUCUCUGCUCAGGUAUCAAAUAGUUGUUUGUAUUCAUAUUACUUUCGUGCUCUGAAUGUCGUGUACGGCUCCUUAAGUGAACGGUUAAAAUGUGUUAAAGUUAUGACUUGAUAAAGUUAUGAGAUGAGUCCAAAUGACUUUGAACGUACUGAUCUUCAUCAUUUUGCUGUGGUAGCUCAUCACCAGUCCUGAACCUGCUGGUACUGUGACGUGAGAAGGUCUCCACACAGAUGCUGUCCUCAGGAUGAGGGUGCAAUAAUCCGUGUAGUAAUAAUAGUGCUGCAGUAUGAUCAUGUGCUCUGUUACUGCCUUGCUCAAAGUGUUGAUUUCUGGAAGGAAUGUGGGCUGUUAAAGAGCCUGGUCGGUUUCAAACGAGAGGCUCCCUGUCCGGCUGACAGCUGAUUGUCUGCCCUUGUGUUGGUUCAUCGGAUCAUUAUGGGAUGUUGAGCUCCAGCAGACGGUCGCUGUCAGCGGUUGAAGGCGUGGAAAGUGAACCAAAUUAAUGUUUAUUUUCAUUUUGAAUGCAUGUGUUGACGUUUUACUUUUAGUCUUAGUUUUGAAGAACCUUUGAGUUGCGACUGAUGAUUGUAAUAAAUAAAUAAAUGACUCGAUAAUGUGA
Cyclopterus lumpus (lumpfish) is the source of this 3302-nucleotide messenger RNA. RefSeq names its product 5'-nucleotidase, cytosolic IIa (gene nt5c2a). The coding region runs from base 190 to 1884 and encodes 564 amino acids. The record is from RefSeq and is a predicted model, not a curated record. The transcript is spliced from 19 exons. Gene Ontology annotation, molecular function: 5'-nucleotidase activity. Lineage: Eukaryota; Metazoa; Chordata; Actinopteri; Perciformes; Cyclopteridae.